ACAUAUAAGUACACACACACACACAUCGUUUCCAGUUUUUGUGUUCAAUUUUCCUGAAUUACUUUUGGUGUUUUUCUGUUAUUUUUUCUCUUCUUGUUUGCCAUGUCGUUUAACUUGACCAAGGAUCAGAUCGAAGAGCUGCAGGAGGCCUUUAGAAUGUACGAUCUGAAUGAUAAUGGCAGAAUAUCCCCUCAUGAGAUGCGUCUAGCUUUGAUUUCCGUGGGUCACGAGAACACGGAAUCAGAGCUAUACGAUCUCAUUGGCACGGUGACUGUCCAUAGGAAUGCGGAUCUCAGUUUGCCCCAGUUCAUGCAAAUGAUGGCACCCCGAAUGGAGUCUGUGGAAAGUGAAGAGAAUCUAACCAAGACCUUUCGCCUCUUUGAUCGCGAUGAUGAUGGCUAUAUGACCAGUCAGGAUGUGCGUGCCUUCAUGGUCAUGAUGGGUGUGGGUGUGAGCGAUACAGAUAUCAGGGAUAUAUGCAGGGAGGUCGAUAUGGACCAUGAUGGUCGCAUAAGUCUGCGUGACUUUUUGAACUUUAUGCAUAGCCCCCUAUAAGCUAGGCUGGCAAUAAAAAUUGAAAAUUUGCCUGCAGCAAAUAUGCAGCAAAAAAUGUACACGCGUACAACAAGCAACCGCAACUACACGCAGCGAAAAUAUAUAGUUAUUGUUAUCACAAGCCUUUAUUUAAAGCAAGUGUGUUUGUAUAAUAUGUUGGCAAGAAAACUGUCACAAGUCGAUGGAUGAGAGUGAAAUGAACAUUAAUUAAACUUUAUUUCUGAUUUA
Drosophila serrata is the source of this 783-nucleotide messenger RNA. RefSeq names its product neo-calmodulin. Gene Ontology annotation, molecular function: calcium ion binding. Lineage: Eukaryota; Metazoa; Arthropoda; Insecta; Diptera; Drosophilidae. Gene Ontology annotation, cellular component: myosin II complex. The record is from RefSeq and is a predicted model, not a curated record.